Messenger RNA from Cokeromyces recurvatus, 718 nucleotides. RefSeq names its product acyl-CoA N-acyltransferase. The record is from RefSeq and is a predicted model, not a curated record. NCBI's taxonomy places the organism in Eukaryota, Fungi, Mucoromycota, Mucoromycetes, Mucorales, Mucoraceae. Gene Ontology annotation, biological process: N-terminal peptidyl-methionine acetylation. Bases 1 to 540 code for a protein of 179 amino acids. Gene Ontology annotation, molecular function: protein-N-terminal amino-acid acetyltransferase activity. Gene Ontology annotation, cellular component: NatB complex. The transcript is spliced from 5 exons.
AUGAGUUUAUUAAGACGUUUCAAGGCGACUGAUUUAUUCGAAUUUAAUAACAUCAAUCUUGAUCCAUUAACUGAAACAUACAACAUUUCCUUUUAUCUUCAAUACCUUGCUCGUUGGCCUGAUUUAUUCAGUGUUCAAGUAUCACCACAUAACCAUCUUAUGGGUUAUGUAAUGGGCAAAACAGAGGGCACAGGUAAAAACUGGCAUGGACACGUUACUGCUAUUACAGUAGCUCCAGAAUAUCGACGUCUAGGCCUUGCAGAAGGUAUGAUGAACCUUCUUGAACAAGUCUCUGAGUCUGUCUAUAAUGGUUGGUUUGUUGACCUCUAUGUUCGUAUUUCAAACUCUGUGGCGAUUGAUAUGUAUCGUAAGUUUGGAUAUUCUGUCUAUCGAAGAGUAAGGAACUACUAUGCAGGACAUACAAACGAGGAUGCCUAUGAUAUGAGAAAAGCAUUAGCAAGAGAUACGAAAAAGGAAACGAUUCGAGAAAAUGGGGAAAAAGUAUUUGUAAAUCCAGAAGAUUUAGAUUCAUGGCGUUAGACGCCGCGUCUCUUGAAUAGUGUCAUAUAGCUUCUUUUUGUAUCUGGAUUUGGACGCAUCAUAAAUAAAUUAUUCGUUGUAUGAGCUUUUGAUGAUCGAUUUUCAUCUCGUAUAUUGACUUCAGGGGCAAUGACGACUUUUUUCUUUUGUUGUUGAGGAGCUAAAAGACCUAAAUCAU